This is a messenger RNA of Caenorhabditis sp. 36 PRJEB53466, 352 nucleotides long. The record is from the annotation of a GenBank genome assembly. NCBI's taxonomy places the organism in Eukaryota, Metazoa, Nematoda, Chromadorea, Rhabditida, Rhabditidae.
AUGAGUUCCGCUCGCUUUUUUUCCGAAUUGUAAGUUUCUUCGUCAAUUUCCUAUCCGAAUCUAUCUGUUUUUUCAGAUUCACUUAUGAAAACGUCGAAGGAUUCAAUGUGAGCGCACUUGUAUCAUUCUCUAUGUUUUCGAUGUUAAUGGGAGGUUAUAUGGUAUUUCGAAUACAUUCGGUACUGUAAUCUCUAUUAAUCGAAACAAAAUAUGCAUUCAGAUGGGCGGUUACGACAUGGUUCAACAUUUGAAGCCACGUGCAACCAGUUCUGUGGAAACAGAUGAUCUCAAGAAAAAGCAGACGAGGAAGAAGAGAAGGAUGAAGAUGAAGAAGCCAUCACGGUCAAAAUGA